Molecule: messenger RNA, 3274 nt
Organism: Sinocyclocheilus grahami
Lineage: Eukaryota; Metazoa; Chordata; Actinopteri; Cypriniformes; Cyprinidae
Exons: 9
Coding region: 83-1558 (491 amino acids)
Source: RefSeq, a predicted model, not a curated record
AGCAGACUACGCUUGCCAUAUGUAUUCUUUCAACUACUCAGUCCACACCUACACACAUCAAUCCUCACAACAGCAUUAAUCUAUGGGAUCAGCAUCCCAUAUGAAUCCCUCAUCGCACUCUUGUCGCUGGAGACAAAAGGAGCGGAAUGCGCCCGGGGCGGUUUAUUCGCACGACAGCAGAGGGGCUGAGUUCAACUCUACCAGAUUCCCACAGGACACUCCUACCGAUGGUGAUUUGCAGCUCUGUUACACGACUAAAUCCUCAAUUUUCAACGCAAACAUCCACCAUAUUAAUGAAACUAUGCUGAGUGUUUGGACCCUCCUUUCAACUGCUAUUUGUGCAGUGUCAGUCUCUGCAAUAUCUCAGAGGCUUGUAUUCCACGGCCAGCAGUUGACUCUGGAUCUUCCUGAGAGGACACAGAGGUUGGAGUUUGUUAGUGCUGAUGAGAGUGAACAAUUUACUAUCUGGGAUCACAAAACCAUCUCUGUCCGGCCAAGUAACCCCAGCAAAGGCCAUGUGAGCAGCGUCGGUAAGGGCUGGACAUUCAGAAUCCAACGUGUUACGUUUGACGAUGAGGGAAGCUACAUCCUGCUCAAUCACUUUGGUUCAACCAUCAGCAGUCAUAUAGUGAAGGUCAAGACCAACAGAGAACUCAUUGAUCGUAUCGCAGGUGAAACUCUGACCAUAUCUCUGGCAGGACUCAAGCAGAGUGAUGCCAUACUUCACUUUUACAGUAAUAAUUCAUCUCUCAUCCUGGUGGAGAAUGGAGUUCCUGUGGGACGGAACCACCCAGACUACAUCAACCGGCUUAAAGUGACCAGUGAAAAGAUUCAGAUUCUCAAUGUAAAUACAUCAGAUAUAGGCAGAUACAGGCUCACCGAUCAUAAAGGAAGACUUGUCUCAAACAAUACAAUGAUACUAGUGGAUCAUCAUGAGUCUGCCGCCAAUAAAGGUCUUAUAGCUCUGCUGCUGCUCGGCAUUCCUGGUGGACUCUGCUUCUGCUGCAGAAAGAGAAUCUGCAAAAAGUGCCGGACCACUAAAUCUGACACAAACACAGGGCAGCCCAACACCGUACCAGUGUCUAUACCUUGCAGCAACACUAUGUCUGAUCCUUUAGGUCCUGGAGACAUUGGCCAGGGCUACAUCGCUGGUUAUCCACCUCAUCCAGAUCAAGGCCAGAUUCACUAUCCUUAUCCACCAGAGUCGAGCGGACAACCUGCUGUUCCUCCCAACCCUGGCUUUUAUCCUGAGUAUCAAAACCCUGUCUACCCUCCUGCCUUUGGACCUGGACUUCCCCCUGCUCAGCCGCCCCAGUGGAAUGCCCCUCCAACCCACUACAACCCAUCUGCACCUGUGAACUAUACACCAGUAAUGAGCAGUGCUCCUCCUGGGCCUGAACCCAGCAUGUUGAAUAUGAAUGAAUUGCCGCCAACUGCACCACUGCUCACACCUCAGCCUGAGGUAACAUCUACCCUUUUUCUACCCUUCUCAGCCUAUGACUCUGGUGUCAAGUUUGACGUGAACAAAGGAAAGUCUCCUGGCAACAACUUCCUGUAGUUACUCCAAAAUCCUGAAUUAUCCCUGCACGUGAUGUAGAAACAAACACUUGUUUGUUAGAUUCAUACAAAAUCCAAGCCUUAAAAAGAAGAAUAAUAAUUUUGGCCUUAGAACUAAUAGGACCUUAAUUAAAACUACUACUUAAAUAGUUUAUGAUGAGACAUAUUCUUUCAGGACUCAGUCUAGCUUAAGUGCUAUAGAAGGAUAUUACAAUUUGAAAAAGAAAAAAAACUAAAUCCCUUUAUAUAUUACACACUGUACCUUAAAUCCCUGUUAACUCUUUUCCCAUGAAAAACAGCUUCCAAAGAAGCGUGUCUUUUUUCUUACCCCUUAAUGUCACUCUCUUGCUGCUCUUUAAUAGCAGAAGAAAAAGCUGUUGAAUAAUACCAACGAUAUUUUAAAAAGCUACCUCCAUAUUUUCAGCAAAAUGUUUUCAUAUUAAAGUCACAUUACAAUAUGGACAAAAGAAUGACUUACCCUCUGAAUGGGCUUUCAGCAACACCCAAUGUUGACAGAUGUGUAUAUUCCAGUAAAAAGCCAUGCAAUUUCCAUAGACACACACUAGUUAUGACCUGUCCUGAAGUUCAGUUUAAAGGUGAGAGUGAGCUACCAUUUUCACUUUAUCUAAUCUCUCCAUUCAGUCAGGCUGAAGAGGCUAUAUUCUACACUUUUGUGUAGAACUACAUGUGAUACGAAGCCAUUAUUUUAUUAUUGUAGGAUGUAGUUGUGCAAAUGUCCAUACACUAUUAGUGUAUAUAUAUUCACUCUAUUUACUUUUUUGCCAACUUUUAUGUACAUGCUUACCACACUCUCUUGUUGUGUUGGGAAACAACAACAAAAACCUGUAACCUGAGAAACCUAAAAUGUACAUUGUUAUUUUUACCUGCUUAAACAGCAUCAUGUAAACCCCAGGAAUCAGACACAUAUAUGAAAAAAUGACAGGAUUUCUGUCUAAUUAAGUUAAACACAUAUAAUGCCUGUUAUUAGUAAUGCAUGUUAGUGAAUUUAAAUGUAUUAACAGUGUUUCAGGGAAUUUUCUCAACUACCAAGCCAGUAGUAACUUUUCAUAGUGCUGUUAGCUGAAAUAAAACAAAUGCUGCAAGCAAAACAUUUAUACUUGAAUCUUGGUAAUGUGUGUAAAAUAUUACAGUGACAUUUUAUAUAAGGAUUUGUGUUGUACCUGCAUAUUGAUGGGUCAUUUUAACUGCCCUUUAACUGCUAUCAUUUUCUUCACCGGGACUACGUUUACUGUUCGUAUUUUAUAUUAUCAUUACAUGUUCUAAGUAUAAAUUUUUUUAUUUUGUCUGACAUCUAGUGCCAACUGGCAAAGUCAUUUCUCUUGUUAUGUGUUGCAUUAUUGGAAAACUAAAUGUAAUUUGUUGUCACACUUUGAACUAUAAUAAGAAUGACAAUAAACAUGAUUAUAAUAAAAAGUAUUUAUGUUGCUUUUAAGGUCUGCACAUUAAGCAUCUCCAGGAUUUGAUCAAAACAGACAUUGCAACCAGUUAGGUUUCAGUAAUUUCUCCAUAACACAAAAUAUUCCACUGGAUUCACCCAGUUGAAGGGGAUAUAUAGAAUUGGGUGUAACAAAUAAAUGAAUAAAUAAAUAAAAUAUUAAAAUAAAUAAAAAGGUGGCGAUUCUAGAACUUGAAAAGAGGAUUUACAUCUGAUUCAGACUAAAUGUAGAGGUUAAUUUUUCAGUUGUUUUGCCAAAAC